Serendipita indica DSM 11827 is the source of this 1311-nucleotide messenger RNA. The record is from the annotation of a GenBank genome assembly. NCBI's taxonomy places the organism in Eukaryota, Fungi, Basidiomycota, Agaricomycetes, Sebacinales, Serendipitaceae.
AUGAAUUUCGAUAUCGGUGGUCCUUCGGAACGCCUUCCUCCGCCUCUCAUCAAGGCCUUUGGUGUCCUCAAGAAAGCUGCGGCACACGUCAAUAUGACUUAUGGUCUAGAUCCUAAGAUUGGAAACGCCAUUUCGCAGGCGGCGACUGAGGUCAUCGAGGGCAAGCUCACCGACCACUUCCCGUUGGUGGUUUUCCAAACCGGGAGUGGUACACAGUCCAACAUGAACGCAAAUGAGGUCAUCUCGAAUCGCGCGAUCGAGAUUCUGGGUGGGGAACUGGGUUCAAAGAAACCCGUGCAUCCGAAUGACCAUGUCAACAUGUCUCAAUCGUCCAACGACACGUUCCCGACGGUGAUGCACAUUGCAGCGGUCUCCGAGAUUCACAACGAUCUCAUCCCUGCCCUGAAGACGCUCCAUGAUGCCCUGGACGAAAAGGCCAAGGCGUUUGCUGACAUUAUCAAGAUUGGUCGCACCCAUCUGCAAGACGCCACUCCUCUCACCCUUGGACAAGAGUUUUCGGGCUAUGUUCAACAAUUAGCCAACGGCAUCGACAGAAUCAACGGCGUACUUCCUCGCCUGAGCUUGCUCGCGCAAGGUGGAACUGCAGUCGGAACGGGCUUGAACACUAAGAAGGGAUUCGACUCUAAAGUGGCUGCAGAAGUGUCCAAGAUUACCGGCCUUGACUUCCAAACGGCUCCCAACAAGUUUGAAGCCCUUGCCGCUCAUGAUGCGCUCGUCGAGGCAAGUGGAGCCCUUACGACCGUGGCUUGUUCUCUCCACAAGAUUGCCAAUGACAUUCGCUAUCUCGCAUCGGGUCCUCGCUGCGGUCUUGGAGAACUGUCACUGCCCGAGAACGAGCCUGGUUCGAGUAUCAUGCCCGGAAAGGUGAAUCCUACGCAGUGCGAGGCCAUGACCAUGGUCGCUGCUCAAGUCGUCGGAAACAACCAAGCUGUCAUCUUCGCCGGUGCCCAGGGCCAGUUUGAGUUGAACGUCUUCAAGCCUGUCAUUAUCAAGAAUGUCCUACAAAGCAUUCGUCUCUUAUCUGAUGCCUGUCGCUCGUUUACCAAGAACUGCGUUGUGGGCAUCGAAGCCAACAAGAAGAGAAUUGACCAGCUCUUGCACGAAUCGUUGAUGCUGGCAACGAUUCUCAACAGCCACCUUGGAUACGACAACGUCGCCAAGGCUGCAAAGAAGGCACAUAAAGAAGGUACUACACUCAAGGAAGCCACUGUCGCGCUCGGGUUCCUCACACCGGAAGAGUUUGACCAAAAGGUUCGCCCCGAGUUGAUGCUGUACCCGGAUGAGCCAUAA